UGCAUGCACUUAUAUUCCAGAUACUUCUUCUAAAGAUCUAGAUACUUCUUCUGAAGAUAGUAUUGUUACAAAUACUUCAAAAUCAGAACUUAAACAAAAAUUAGAGUUUUAUAAAAAAAAGCCACU
Dentiscutata heterogama is the source of this 126-nucleotide messenger RNA. NCBI's taxonomy places the organism in Eukaryota, Fungi, Glomeromycota, Glomeromycetes, Diversisporales, Gigasporaceae. The record is from the annotation of a GenBank genome assembly.